This is a messenger RNA of Telopea speciosissima, 1451 nucleotides long. Its product is annotated as probable galactinol--sucrose galactosyltransferase 6. NCBI's taxonomy places the organism in Eukaryota, Viridiplantae, Streptophyta, Magnoliopsida, Proteales, Proteaceae. The transcript is spliced from 5 exons. Bases 42 to 1451 code for a protein of 469 amino acids. The record is from RefSeq and is a predicted model, not a curated record.
AAAAAAAAAAACUCAGAGAUCCAGAGAGAGAGAGAGAGAGAAUGGCGAGCCAAAUGUGUUACAGUUCUCGAUUGAUCUGUAUAAAUUCGAUCCAUCGAACGCAGUUCCUCUCAUCCAAUUCGUUGUCGUUAAAGUCUUCUCUCGUCAGUGUCUCAAAGCUACGAAGAAAGCUUUCUCUUUCUGAUUCUUUGUUUAUUAGAUAUCCUUCGAAGAGAGGAUUCUCAUUGCAGGUCAGGAAGACCAGCGAGCUAGGCUCAUUGUUUGUUGAAAAGGAACAAAGACAAGAGAAAAAAGAAGAAAAUCAGAAGAAUCAUAAGAAGGAGAAAGAGAUGACGAUUACUCCGGCGGUUAAGAUCGCCGACCGAAAGCUCCUUGUGAAGGAGCGCACGAUCCUCACCGAUGUUCCUGACAACGUUAUCUCUACCUCGGCCGCAACUGAAGGCCCUGUUGAAGGUAUCUUCAUUGGCGCCUCUUUUAAUGAAAGCAGCAAUCGACAUGUGGUUUCUCUCGGCACCCUCAGAGAUGUCCGAUUCAUGGCUUGUUUCCGGUUCAAGCUAUGGUGGAUGGCACAGAAAAUGGGCGCUCAAGGGCGAGACAUCCCUCUUGAGACCCAAUUUCUUCUAGUCGAAACCAGAGAAGGAUCUCACCUCGAAUCAGACAAUGGUGAGGAACAGAACCAAAUCGUGUACACCGUCUUCCUUCCUCUGAUCGAUGGCCCCUUCCGCGCUUGUCUCCAAGGAAACUCCCAAGAUGAGCUCCAGCUCUGCUUCGAAAGCGGCGAUAACAACACUAAAUCCUCCCAUUUCACCCACUCUCUGUUCGUCAGCGCAGGAGCAGACCCCUUCGCCACCAUAACCGACGCCAUCAGGGCCGUAAAGCUCCAUCUCAAGACCUUCCGUCAACGCCAUGAGAAGAAGCUCCCCGGCAUCGUUGACUACUUCGGUUGGUGUACCUGGGACGCAUUCUACCAAGAAGUAACCCAAGAGGGCGUGGAAGCUGGUCUCGAGAGCCUCUCCGCCGAAGGUACUCCGGCAAAGUUUGUGAUCAUCGACGACGGUUGGCAAUCCGUUGGGGGGGACCCACAAGAGGACGACAGUCAAGACGAGAAUAAACAACAGCCGUUGCUUAGGUUGACUGGGAUCAAAGAAAACACCAAGUUCCAAAACAAGGAGGAUCCGACGGUGGGGAUUAAGACUAUCGUGAACAUAGCUAAACAUAAAUACGGUCUCAAGUACGUGUACGUCUGGCACGCCAUCGCCGGCUACUGGGGAGGAGUUCGGCCCGGCGUGGAGGGCAUGGAAGAAUACGAUUCGAAGAUGCAGUACCCGGCGGUCUCACCCGGGGUUGUAUCUAACGAACCGGGAUGGUCCUCCUCCUAUCCUCUCUUCCCUACAAGGCUGCAACUCUUUUCUUUAAGAAGGCGCCACAAACCACCUUCUAAGUUACAGUAG